AUGUUCUUAGCUGGAAGCACUGGGAUCAUGACCUAUCUCUUAGCGGAGUGGGCAUUGGCGGCCUCCUUCACUGUCUUUUUCAUUUUUUGGAGCUUUGGCAACGCCCUGUUCUACGGGGAGACCCGCCGCAGCGUUGAUAGCUCGCUGGGCGUCGACUCCGACCACAUGGUCUCCGCGGUCUUUAUGAGUAACUCGGCCGUUGGAACCUUGUUGAAUGGGAUUGUAUCCUUUAUCACCUUCACUCUCUUGGGCAUGUCAGUGGAGAAUGUUUUUGAGCUCUUGGCAGCACUCCAAGCGGUGCUGAUGUUGCUGCUCCUGGCAUUGGCCUUCUUGCCACCUUCGACGAGCAGUAGCAGUAGUGCACCAUGCGAUGCUGAGCUCGGGGCCUGUAAUGCCGAGCGUACGUGCGAGUGA
Molecule: messenger RNA, 414 nt
Organism: Durusdinium trenchii
Lineage: Eukaryota; Dinophyceae; Suessiales; Symbiodiniaceae
Source: the annotation of a GenBank genome assembly